Molecule: messenger RNA, 2978 nt
Organism: Diospyros lotus (date-plum)
Lineage: Eukaryota; Viridiplantae; Streptophyta; Magnoliopsida; Ericales; Ebenaceae
Product: probable LRR receptor-like serine/threonine-protein kinase At4g37250
Exons: 3
Coding region: 438-2756 (772 amino acids)
Biological process (GO): protein phosphorylation
Molecular function (GO): ATP binding; protein kinase activity; protein binding
Source: RefSeq, a predicted model, not a curated record
AAGGGAAUUACAGAAGAAGAGAAAGGGUUGGGCUCUGAUGUCUUGUGGUAGUAGUUGUGGUAACACCAGUAGAUUCUUCUCUGCUGCUCUUUCCUAAGCAAACUACUCCAGUUGGCUCGGCUUCAACUGAGUCUUCACGGAGUAAAAUUACAGAGCCAGCCAGCAUCACCAUUCUCUCUGCCUUCCAUGUUUGUAUAGCAGUUGAGUUUAACAUCAACAUCACAUCAUCAUCAUCAUCUUCUUCUUCUGAAACCUAGUAAAAAACCUCCACCUUUUGCUCUCUGUGACUCCCCUCCAAAUCUCUGUUUUGGCCACCAAAUCAACCAUACCUGCAGUAGCUUAACCUCUCCUCUCUCUCUCUCUCUCUCUCUCUGUGGAUUGUCGUUCUAUAGAAGGAUGAAUGCAGUGUGGGCGUGUGUAAUCAGCUGAGGAAGUAGAUGAUCAUGGGCUUUAUCACAUCUACUCUGUUGUUUCUUCUUCUUCUUCUUCUCUGGUCUGGGUCUUCUUCGGGGCUGAAUUCAGAUGGGACUUUGUUGCUGUCUUUCAGAUACUCUGUUCUCAGCGACCCAUUGUCAGUUCUCGACAACUGGGUUUACACCGACGAGACGCCCUGUUCCUGGACCGGCAUAACCUGCGCCCAAAUUGGAGACUCACCCGGCUCGCCGGAGAUGUUCCGGGUGACCGGCUUGCUCCUCCCCAACUCCCAGCUUCUGGGCUCAAUCCCAGACGCCUUGGGCUUCCUCCAACACCUCCGGCAGCUCGAUCUCUCCAGCAACUUCUUGAACGGCACUCUGCCCGCUUCCCUCUUUAACGCUUCAGAGCUUCAGGUUCUCUCCCUCUCCAACAACCUGAUAUCCGGCGAGAUUCCCGACCUCUCCGCCGGGCCCACUCACCUCCAAGUUCUCAAUCUCUCCGAGAAUGCCCUCGCCGGAAAGGUUCCGGAGAAUCUGACAGCUGUGCGGAACCUGACUGUUGUUUCUCUGAGAAGUAACUAUUUUUCCGGGAGGAUUCCGAGCGGAUUUGAUUCCGUUGAGGUUCUCGAUCUCUCUUCGAAUCUGUUUAACGGGACUUUGCCGGAUGAUUUUGGGGGGGAGAAUUUGAGGAACUUGAACCUCUCGAACAACAAACUUUCCGGGUCCAUAAAUUCCGAAUUCGCGAAGAAGAUUCCGGCGAACGCUUCCAUCGACCUCUCCUUCAACAACUUGACCGGCGAGAUUCCUCAGUUGAUGGCGCUACUUAACCAGAAGACGGAUUCUUUCGCCGGGAACGUGGAUCUGUGCGGGAAGCCUCUGAAGAAGCUCUGUACAAUUCCGUCAACGCUCUCCAUCCCGCCAAACAAUGGCUCUUCGGCUUCCUCCUCUCCGGCGAUUGCCGCCAUUCCCAAAACAAUCUACUCAAACGCCGGGAAAAACUUGACUCAGCCAAAUGGAACGUCGAAUCAGCCGCAGAGAAGGUUGAAGCCGGGAACUAUAGCCGGAAUCACCGUCGGGGACUUGGCCGGGAUCGGAGUCCUCGCCAUGAUCUUCCUCUACGUGUAUAAAUCGAAGAAGAAGAAUAAAAUGAAUGCCGACAAUAGCAAAGCAUACAUUACCAACAAAGAUCAAGCCAAUGCCGCCAUUGUCGACGAGCUCUCGCUAUCGAAAGAUCACCCAAAAACUCAAGGUGGCUGGUCGUGUUUGAGUAUCGGAAACGGGGAAGAGACAUCGGAGGCGACGGGGUCAGACAGCGACGGAAGCAACGGCAAUGGCGAUGGGGUUGUGGAAGCCGAAGAGGUUGGGAAGGAGAGGUCGGUGCUGGUGAUGGUGGACGGGGAGACGAAGCUGGAAGUGGAGACGCUGCUGAAGGCGUCGGCGUACGUGCUGGGGUCGAGCGGCCGGAGCAUAGUCUACAAGGCGGUGGUGGAGGGCGGAGUGGCGUUCGCCGUCCGGAGAAUCGGAGACGGCUGCGUCCGGCGACUGAGGGACUUCGAGAGCCACGUCCGGGCGGUGGCGAAGCUGCGCCACCCCAAUCUCGUGCGCGUCCGAGGAUUCUACUGGGGCUCAGACGAGAAGCUAGUGAUCUACGACUACAUCUCCAAUGGCAGCCUCGCUUCCGUCUCCGGCGCCGGCGGUUACAAAAAGAUGGGGUCGUCUCCGAGCCACCUUUCGUUCGACGUGCGGCUCAAGAUAGCAAGGGGAGUGGCCCGGGGGCUGGCCUUCAUCCACGAGAAGAAGUCCGUUCAUGGCAACAUCAAGCCCGCCAACAUCCUCCUGACGCGCGACAUGGAGCCCGUAAUCAGCGACCUCGGCCUCGACCGCCUCCUCCCGGCCGACACCCACCGACGCUCCUCCGCCUCCGCCUCCGCCACCCGCCACUUCGGCAGCAAGCGCUCCGCCCCUUCCCGCGAUGACUUCCCCGCCGCCAGCCCGUACUCCACUCCCCCGGACUUCGUCGGCUGCACGUCUCCUUAUCACGCGCCGGAGUCGCUGGAGAACCUCAAGCCCAGCCCCAAGUGGGACGUUUACUCUUUCGGGAUCCUUCUGCUGGAGCUCCUCACCGGGAGGGUGUUUUCCGAGCAGGAGCUGGGCGCCGGCUCUGCGUCGGAGGACAGGACCCGGUUGGCGAGGAUGGCUGGCGCGGAGGACAAAGAGGAUGCGGCGAUGGCGUGCUUGAAGUUAGGGUUCAGUUGCGCAGCGUUGGCCCCACAGAGAAGACCUUCCAUGAAAGAAGCACUCCAAGUGCUUGACAAAAUGCCAAGCUCGUCUUGCCCGUACUGACUUUGAUGACUAAGGCAAGCGGCAAGCUUCAAGCUUUCCCUACAAAAGCCAUGCAACCACUGGGUUUAAAGGGUUUGUCUUUGGUCUUUUUUGACUUAGAAUUAAUGUUGCAUAAAGGAGAAGCUUUUGUUGCUACCUAAGUUAAUUAUAAACAAUUAUAACUUAGAGUUUAUCAUAUUACAAUAUAUGUUAUAUUAAAGAUAAUUAUCCAUAAUUCUAUCA